This is a messenger RNA of Ambispora gerdemannii, 951 nucleotides long. The record is from the annotation of a GenBank genome assembly. NCBI's taxonomy places the organism in Eukaryota, Fungi, Glomeromycota, Glomeromycetes, Archaeosporales, Ambisporaceae.
CAAUUACAAGUUAUGGCAGAACUUUUAAUGGUUGAUGAUGAGAUUCCUAAGAGUUUAAACAUUAGUCAUUAUUUAAAUAGUCCUAAUGAACUAAACAGAGCAGGAAAUGAAGUAGCCAAAAAAAACUUAUGGCGAGAAUUAGGACUAGAAAAAUCCUUAGCAGAACUUAUUACCGCGGGGGAAGCGGCUAAUGAAUUAGCCGACUUAGCCAAAAUAGUGGGAGAAAUUGAUAAACAUAGUAAAAUUACCGAUUUAUUUGCCCAAGCGGAACAAGAAGAAAAUCAGGUUUUAGAAAAAUUAACUGAUUUAGAAAGUUUAGUCAAUCAAAUUACUGCUUUUAAAGCUGAGUUUACUGGCCAACGAACCAUCCAAAAAACUCCCCUUUCGGACUUAACAGGCAAAGCCAUAGUUUGGAACGAUAAAAAUAACGGAUACAAGGAGAAUGAAAGCCAAGCUUGUGCCCAAUUAGGAGUAUUAGAUAAUAAAUUAGUUGAAAUCGAAGCCAAUUUUGAAAAGGAACUAGACGAUUUUCCACCUUUUGUGGCGAAAGAAAGUGAAGUCCAACCCGCUCACUACCGAAUUUUCCAAGUAAGUUAUCGGGAAAAAACUGCUAAUAAUAAACGAGAACUAGCAAAAAUAGAAAAUCAAGCCAAGAAAAAUGCGGAAAAUUAUAAGGAACUGGAAAAGAAAAUAGACCCCAUUUUAAACGAAAAUAAUGAAGAUUUAGACUUAAUUAAAAACAACAUUGAAAUUUUAAAAGGUCUUAUUUCCCCAGACGAAAAAGAAUUAGCAGACUUGAGAAAAAAAAUUGUUAAGGAGAAAGGAGAAAAUGCUAUUAAAAGAAAGUUAUUAGAACUAAGAAAGAAAGAAUAUUUAGUUGAGAAUGAUGACAAAUCAAAGUUAAAUGACGCAGAGAUAACAUUAGUUAAAAACGCAAUAGAUUUAGAAAAA